AUGGAUACAGAAACAAAGAUCUCAAAUGCUACGAGAAAGGAUGCACCUUCCCCAACCAAAUCCACACGAUCAUAUGUUGAUAUCCGCAGCAAGAGGCUCGAAGCUGCCAAGCAGCGUCAAAAGACUUCCACUGAUAAGUCUGUUGAGGAGACAGAUCUCCUACCCUAUCUCUUCUUUGGUCAGAAGAUCACUGCCACAAAGAUUACUGAGACAAAGAACCAAGUGAUCACUACUAAAAGAUCACCGUACUUUGCCAAUAGUGGUAGUAUUAAGCAAUCUCUGAAGGUCAAGGAUGAUGAGGAUGAGAUUAUGGAAGUGUCUGCACCAAAGACAUCCACAACGGAGAAGAAUAAAUUUUGGCAACAAGGACGCUUGUACUAUCCAACAAGGAAUAUUGUUGCCUUCAGCAGAAGAGGACUCAAUAUGUCAGGCUUUGGGAGCCCAAAGCCACCAUCCUCGACCACCACAUCCACGGAUGCAAGUGUGGGCAGAAAUAUGGAAAAUACCCCCCUGGAUAUUAUUCACAUCCCGGAGAACAAUAGCAGUGCAAAGUUAGUAACACUGAGAAGUACAGAUGCUGCACCCACACCCUUUGCUCUCGAUAAGUCCCCGCCGAAUCUCCAUGGAAUCAUCCUAGAAGUUCCUCCAUCAUCUCUUCCAGCUCUUGAUAUACAUUCACUAAAUCCUUCUUCAUCAGCUUUCAACGACAAGGAUGUCAAUCUUGUAAUCUUCACCAACAAAAGAGAUCAGGAUAGUAGUCCGUCCCCUUCUGAGGUCGCUCCUGUGAUAAAUGGAAGUGAAAUUCUCAAAAUCAAUCGAGAUUUGGCUCCAGAACCUACAACAGGAGCUCCUGACAUCACAAAGUCAAGCUCAGAAGGGACGGUAGAUGACGAAGAAGAUACAACAGUUUCUCUUACAAUUACUACUACCACAACCAGUACAACAACCACGACGACAACAACUACAACUACCACAACUCCAGUACCAACUACAACAACCCCUAAUCCACCCUCAUUAACUCCUCCGGAAAGUGGGGAGGAAGAUGCCAAUACUAGGGCCUACUCAAUAGUUCCUGGUAUCAAGGCAAUCUUUUCUAACAUUUCUACAGCAGCAUCCCUUCCACCAGACAAUGAGGAACCUAUUCGUAUUCCCAUUGUUUCCAGCACCAGCAAGAGUAUUAGUAAAACAAUAUUUUCUACUUCUGUAAGAUCUACGAGUGUUCCUAUGACAUCCAGUUCAACGCCCAGCUCCACUGAUGUGGACACCAUGACAUCCAUGGCCAGCACUGACGUUCCAAUUGAGACGACAACACCAAAGACCAUCAACAUUUCUGACCCUCUUCUUCCAUCUUUUUUCAACAUUUCAUCCAUUUUUCCCACCUUCCCGCCGAUAAUGGGACUACCUGGACAGAAUAUUUCAGCCACAAGGAAGUCCCCUACUACACCAGAUGGAGUUCUGUUGAGACGGAAUGGAGAUGUGACCAUUGAGAUGCACAGGAUGAAUAUGGCAGCUUAUGUUCUAGCUGGCUUGGGAAUGUUUCCCAUUGCCAUCAUUAUAAUCUACGUGGUGAGGAUGCUAAUACUGAAACGCGAAGCCAAACAAUCCAGUGAUCUCGAGAGAUACAUGAACGAUGGUCAGCCAAUAAGUCCUGUGGUUAAGAUGGAUGAUUCAUCGGGUGAAGAGUCAAUCAUGACAGAGAGGGAUUUCAAUCGCAACAAUCUGAGAUUCAAGAGUCUUCUUGGAGAAGGAAAUUUCGGACAAGUGUGGAAGGCAGAAGCUGAUGACCUGGCAGGACAUUUAGGCACAACAAGAAUAGUUGCUGUAAAGACUGAAAGAACAGAGAAUGGCUGUGGGGGUCUGAAUUUGGAAGCGGACAUUAUGCGAAAGCUGGGUAGUCAUCCGAAUGUAGUGACACUUCUUGGUGCUUGUAUAGAUCAAGAACCUCAUCUUCUUAUCAUGGAAUUUGCCAUGAGGGGACGAUUGCUCUCUCUUCUGCGUGCUGCCAGGAGUGCUGUUCACUCAGUGCCUCAAUCUACACCCAGCGGAACCAAGACUGCUUCUAUCCCAUUGUCUCCAAGAAGACUAUCCGGAUUUGCCCAUGACAUAGCUAGAGGAAUGGAGUACAUUGCUAGCAAAAGGAUUGUUCAUCGAGAUUUAGCUGCCCGGAAUGUCCUUUUGGAUCACAAUGGUGUCUGCAAGAUUUGUGACUUUGGAAUGUCCAUCGAUAUGGAUAAAUCCAAGCGUAUCCACACAUUGUAUUCCCGGAAGUCCAAUCUUAGGAGAUCGCAUAGCAGCAAUAGAUGUGGAGAGUCCCGAUUUCGAUUCCAGCCCUUCUCUACGCUGGAUACUAAGUUUGGGGUUUGUCGGAGUGAGAGUCAGACCUGUGGGAGCAAAGUAAGACCUGCUCUGCCCAUCAGAUGGAUGGCUCCGGAAGCCCUGCAAUACCACAUCUUCUCAACGGAGACUGAUGUUUGGGCAUUUGGGAUUGUACUCUGGGAAAUUGCUACCCUUGGAUGCACCCCUUAUCCCAAUCUAUCUGGGCGAGAAGUGGUGCGAAGUGUUCCAGCUGGAAUACGACCAGAAAUCCCUCCUGAUUGUCGUCCAGAGCUGUAUCAUCUAAUGUCAAAGACCUGGCGGAAGGAUCCUAGGCAGAGACCAUCCUUCUCUGAUGCUAGAAGUGAACUAGCUCAUGCCUUGCGCCAGUGGGAGAUUGAGCAGGAGAAUUCCUCAGAGUAUCUCGACGUUAGUGGCUUCAGUGAGGAUCUUGAGCACGGGAUGGUGUACUUUAAUAGGCGAAUAUCGGAAUUUGAAUGCGAUAUUUGACUUGAAACCCUAUCUGAUUGAAUUGCAGAACCUAGCCAGUUCUAAAGUAUUAGACAUGUUGCACACACAAGCUUAUUAGACUUUUGAAAAUUUUAUUCCUGUAAAUAGCAAAAAAAAAAUACAAAAAAAUCUGUAGUUCAGAAUUCUUCCUGGACUCUUUAUAAUUGAUCUUAAGAAAUUUUUCUUUACAACACACGCUAUGCUCUUAAUGUUAAGAUAGCAACAAAAUCUCUUUUAGAAAUAUCUAGUCUUCGGAGGUAAAGAAAAUAUGGAAGAAAUUUUAGAGUGAAUUGUAAGAUUUCCUGAGUCUGGAAAUAAUUUAAUGAAUUUUAAUACCUUCAUUAUUUAUUAAGUGAAUGAAUUUUAUUUUAUCUCAAAUUGUUGACGUUAAUCGAAUAAAUAAAAAAAAACUGUGAAAACAA
Phlebotomus papatasi is the source of this 3245-nucleotide messenger RNA. Its product is annotated as mucin-2-like. Gene Ontology annotation, biological process: positive regulation of kinase activity; multicellular organism development; protein phosphorylation. The transcript has 4 exons. Lineage: Eukaryota; Metazoa; Arthropoda; Insecta; Diptera; Psychodidae. Gene Ontology annotation, molecular function: transmembrane receptor protein tyrosine kinase activity; ATP binding. Bases 1 to 2823 code for a protein of 940 amino acids. The record is from RefSeq and is a predicted model, not a curated record. Gene Ontology annotation, cellular component: signaling receptor complex.